Molecule: messenger RNA, 4885 nt
Organism: Aphanomyces astaci
Lineage: Eukaryota; Oomycota; Saprolegniomycetes; Saprolegniales; Verrucalvaceae
Exons: 12
Coding region: 41-4849 (1602 amino acids)
Molecular function (GO): fatty-acyl-CoA binding; protein binding
Source: RefSeq, a predicted model, not a curated record
GCAGUUUCGCGAACCCGGUCGACGCGGCGACGCCAGACUCAUGCCGUUCCCGCUCUUCCGACGCAACAAGCCCAAACCAAAGCAACCCGUGGAGGAAAAGGAUGGCGUGGCGAAGAAGCAGGAGGUUGUGGUCUUGCCGCCGCCUUUAUUCGAGGACAAGGACGACGUGAACGCAAUCGCCAACGAAACGAAUCACUUGCUGCAGCGCAUCACCACGACCAUGUCCCCGUCACGCAAACGUCCUCGCAAAGUGGUUGGACGUGUGACGAUUGAAGUCCUAGACACGUUUCCACCUUCCGCGCGUCUAGAGGAGCCGCAGAAUGCAUCCAAAACAGACCCGUCGAGCAAGGAGAAUGCACAAUUGGGGGUGGAAUCGAUGCCGCCACUAGCUCCAUUAGACACUGGCGAUGCGUUUGGCUUUGAGGAAGAAGAAGACCGGGUGCGAGAUGCAGCCGACAUCUUCGUUCCGUCCACAAUACCAGGAAAAAAGGCACUGGAAGCCCAGGUGGAAGUGCUCGACAACGAGAAGCAGCGGCUCAGUCGACGCCAUCGCAACGGGGGGAUUGCAAGCAUGGACACACUGAUUCUACCCGCGCCUGAAGUCGACAACGACGCUCCGCAAUCUCGGUCUAGAGAUGCCGAAUCCAAAGCCGCCAUCAAGAUCCAAGCAUCAGGACGAGGCUUCCUCGCUCGACGAAAGCAAUCGUCACAAGUCCACGCAGACAAAGAACCAACCCAUGGGACGUUGUGGCGGCAAAUCUCAGACCCUGAUCGCGGUGAAACGUGGUAUUAUAACACCGAAACUGGUCUUAGUCAAUGGGAACCCCCCCCUCCCAGCAACAAGCCCAUCGCAUCCUCGUCGCCGCUUCCAAGGCUGUCCAAAGAUCCUCCUCAUGCAUCGACGACGCGAACGUUCAUGGAGCCUCCAGUUGCCAAGAAUCACGACCAAGGCGUGUCGUCCCUUCCACUUCUGUCUCCAAAACUAACACCAACCCCCUUCGGAAGCGUGCCCCAUCAAGCGCCUCGGCACAGCCACCCCUUGCCCGCGCUACACGCCCCCAUCCUCUUGCAAGAUUUUGACGACGACCUGCCGAGUACCCUGACGCCGUCAGCCACCCCCUCCGACCCUACGAGCAGAAGCCCCCCCUCUCCGUCUCCACACGACCAUGCCAGUCCGCACCUUAUACAUCCCAAUCACGACGCUCCUUCUCGUCAUCCAGACGACUCGGCGGACGGGGACAUGGUAGAUUGGAUGGACGACACGGCCUUGUUCCUCGCGGACGGGUCCAAGAACCACAAACUGCGCGACACGAUUCGAGAUGCGCUCAAAGUGUCCAAGUUCGACUCGGUUUCGGCCCUGCUCACGUCGUCCAUCUCGUUUAACGCGGUGAAACGGGAGCGGUACCGCCGACCAAACCCCCUCUCAAGCCCUUCCUCGUCAGGGGGGUCGACGCGCGACGUCGUGCUUGGCAAGAAGCCCGACACGUUUCUAGUAGCCGUGCUGGCCACAGACAAGACCAAGAAACGAACCACAUCCAAACAAUCGUAUGCCAGUCGACAACUUCGAAUCCGAGACGUGGCCGACGCUGGGUUCACCGACGUCCCCGGUCCGUUGUCCAAGGCGUCAUCGUCGUUGCCACCACGUACUAGUAGUAGUACUAGUAGUAGCCCCGACCGGACCCAGUGCUUUGCGUGCUGGAGUGCGAUCAAGGGAUGCCUCUGCGAUGCACAUACCGAUCCGUUGGACACCCGCCCCGCCUCGGAAAGUGCGCUCAUGUGCUCCAACUGGGAAAUCGACCAACUUCGUCGCAAGUACCGGGCCGAGGAAAUCCAAGAGAUUUUCAUGAAAGCCAACAGUUCACUGCGAUAUGACAAGCAGCGCAAGGCGUACAUUACCAUUGUCGAGUGCCGACAUCCGAUCUACCGAGCCGUGGAUGCCACCCUCUUAACCUUUAACAAGACCAUGCGGCGCAAACUCCAUACCCGCGCAUGGUUCCGGUCGUUUCUCGAGCAGCUUCGCCUCGGUACCGUGUCCAAGGCAUCCCCCCCGACGCUUCUCAAGCUCCGCGACACGCUGCGAAACGGCAAAUGGUGCCAGGCGUACUCGGACUCUGUCUGGCACUUCCACCCCGUCGCCCCCGUCACAGACAAGAGUUUCAGUCCGGACCCCAUACUUGACGUGAUCGCGAUGAACCCCGCGGCCCCCCACGACCUCCGCCACUGGGUGCUCAAAACCGACUCUCCCGUACCCGUCGUGCUCUACCGCCCGCGCAAGUACGACCUCCUGCCGCGGCGAUGCAUCCCGAUGCCCCAGCCGUCCUUCUUGGACCAAAUUCCACUGCCCGUGCCGAAUCGGUACAUCGACGGAUGCCACAAACUGUCGUGGGUCGAGCGCGUGUGUGCCCGCCAGAGCCACGCGUCCGUGUACCGCGCCACCGCCCAAAUCAAAGCCUGUACCCCGUCGAGGGGAUUUGAUAAGCCCCGGCGCACGCGCGUGACACCCCCCACUUGCGUGCUGUUUGCCAACUUUGGCCGGAAGCCGUCGCCCGACAACAUGGCCGUGGGGGGCCUCGUCGCCGAACUGUUGAUUUAUCUGGUUGUGACGACGUUUGUGCCCCCCCAAUUUGGCAACUUUACCGUCACGGACCGCCGCGCGCUGUGCCCCAAAACGACCCCCGAUGCCUCAGCCGUGUACUUGUGCUUGGAAAUCGACCCCAAAACGUCCACAUAUGUCGUGCGACCGCUCGAACACGCGCUCAACACCCGUCGGGCGCCCACGAUUGUGAUUAUUGUGCAAGGAGAAGUGGCUGAACCGUGCUUGAAUCGACCGGAGCAAACCAGCGAAGAAGCGUUCUUUGGGUUCCGCACGAUUCUAGAGUGGACGGGGCUGUUCAUUCCCGAUGAAACGCGUCCAGUGACGUUUGUGCCGUCGGGGGACGUGCUCACGUUCAACACGCCGUCGUUCAAUGCGACGAUUACGACUCGCGCGGAUCGGUACUAUCCGUUUUGUGAACCCACGACAAGGGAGAGCACGAUCGCUGAGUUUAUGCACUUGCUUUGGAUGGGCAAGUCGAGCCGCAACCAGCCCCAGUGCUUUACGAAUCUGGGCUCGCAAGAUCCGGGGGAGUUUAUGAAAAACUGCAACGUGGACGGCGCCAUGGGCCAAUGCAUCCCAGUGAUCUACCGCAGUUGGGCGUUCAUGCAAGGCUCGCCCUUUGAAGAGUUUGUGACUGACGAUGGGCUGGCGUACUGGUAUGACAAGCGGACGGGGGUGACGUACUGGGAACGGCCCCUCCUAGACCAAGAAAAGCAUCGGGGCGACGAUGGAGACAUUGACGGGGUGGUAAUCGAUGGCCGCAGCGAAAGAGCCACCGUGGGGGUCGGCGCUCCCGACGCCCGGUAUUCGCAGCAAGACAUGAGAAAGUACUUGACCAAGUCGAUGGAGAGUCCUUUGGAACGAGCCGCGCGGGUCAAAGCCCUCCGCAUCAGUGCCCAGAAGCACUCGAUUACGCUGCAACCGGACGUGGUGGUCGUCAAGGAGGAGAAGGUCGUUCCCCCACCCAGAAUGUCGCGCAUCCACGUCCCCCCGCUUCCAUUUCAGUCCACCCCCCAGAACCAACCAACAGCUUCGGCUUUGGGGGGGAGCGCUGUGUCCCGCGGUGGGGAAAGCGCUUCAAUGACAGCUUCAGCCAAGCAAGUGCCACCAAUGACAAAUGACCACCCAGUUGUAAACGAUCAAACCAAGAAACUCAUCGACACGUUAACCCAAGCGCUGGGGGCGUCGAUGGGGCAGACGAAUGUCAUGGACGUGCUGCAACUAGGUAUUGGGCUCGGCAUGGGGCUUGGAAUGAACGGCGGCAACUCGUUUCUGGAACAAGCCCCUUUGGACGACAGUAUGAGCGAGUCGGAUGCGUCUCCCAAUCGAGGAAGCCAUACCGCUAGCCCGGACGACGUGGCGACCUCUCGAACCGACCGCAGCAGCGUCAUGCCGGACGCGACCCCCGAUGAGUUGCCGCCGGGGGGAAAAACCGUGUCGCAUGCGUUUGGAACGGACUUUGUCACACAUCCCCCGCCUGGCGAAGGUGUCGCGUGGGUGGACAAGCCCGUCGACUUUACGGAAGACAGCCAGACCGCCGUGGACGGAUUCCGCGGUGCCGUCCAUCGAAGUGUGGCGGCGUUGCCGAGAAACUUCGUGCAAUGUGCGACCGCCACGAAAACAGUCAAGAUGGAGGCGAAUUACCUCCCCACGAUGAACAACAAGAAUCAACCGCGGAGUAUGGGCAUUGUUCGCCCGCGCACGGCAGCGGACGAGUGGCUCACGGUCGGCUACGAUCCUUGGGUGGCUGGGAAAGACCUGUUCAACUGCGAGUUUGUCAAGUCGCUUGCAGUGGAAGACGACGACACGCCAGCGGUGGCCGGCGCCGCAUUUCUGGACACGACCGAACAUGCUGCGCGGCAAGAGGUGGUCACGCAAGCCGCCAAGGAAGCCAUGGAGCUCGAGCACAUUUUCAGUCUGUGUCGGCAUGGCAAAUACGCCGAAGUCGAAAGCCUGCUAAACCAACCCGACUGGACCGUCCCUAUUGACGCCCAGGACAGCGCUGGCAACACGCUGCUGUCCAUUGCAUGUCAAAACAAUAACAAACGCAUUGCCAAGCUGUGCUUGAGAAAAGGCGCCGACGUCAAUACGCAAAAUUUGAAUGGGCAAACGGUGCUGCACUACGCACAUGCGUAUGGCUUCCACGAUCUCAUGGAGUACAUGAUGGAGAAAGGCGCCAAGGACGACGUGCUCAACAAGGACGGACUCACGUGCUACGAAGGCUUGAACGCUGAGGCCGUCGACGCGAUUUAGAGUUAUUAGUAUUUUUUUCUAUUAAUUUAAUGGGUU